AUGAGAAAGAGCGUGGAGCUGGACGAUAGCUCGCUGGUGGAAAUCUUCUCCAAGGUGGGCGAUGCGCGGCAGAUCGCCCAGUUCUCGCUGGUAUGCAAGCGAUGGCGAGAGCUGCGUUGGGCAGUCACCCGCCUCCACUUCGAUUUCACCGCGAGGGACAAGACGGCGUUGAGGAAGAAAGAAGACGCCAUCACCAGCGUGCUCCAGCGCACCAAGAAGAUAGCUCCUGGCUGCCUCAAGGAGCUCAAGGUCUCGCUCUCCUGCCUCAACCCAUCCGAAGCUACAGGCCACUGGCUCUUGUGGCCCGACUCUCUUACGGUUCUAGACCUCGAGGUGUGGGGCUGUCUUGAAUUGGGACCGGCCGUGUGGAGCUUGUUCUCGUGCUUCCGCAAGCUCGAGAGCUUCCGGAUGGCUGGAGACUUUUACAGUUCUAAAAGCCUCUUCGAUCAGUCGCCAUUUUCAAGCCUGCGAAGCUGCCAGUUUUGCAGAUCUGCAAGUGUGUCUCCCCAGAUCCUGGAGGCGCUCCUCGCGGCAUGCCCGACGCUGGAGUAUCUCAGCGUCACGGGCUUUGUGGACACCUCGAACGAUCUCACGCUCAAGAGCGCCAGCCUCGAGAGUUUCCAGUUCUCGGGGGAUUUCGAGGGCGACGAGGUUGGAGCGAGAACGAGAAAGUAUAGGAUUGGUCUUGACGCUCCGAAGCUUGGUGUCUUGAAAGUUGGCGGCUUGGCGGACGGAAUGUCUGUUGGGAUCUCACACCCCGAAAGCUUGCGUGAGCUCGAGCUCUCGUGCUAUGGAUCGUGUGUGGUCGAUAGCAAGCAGUUCUACAAUCUCAAGAGGCUGAAGAUCGCUGGGAACUGGGAGCAUGCUAGCGUCUUCCACGUCUUGAAUCUCACGCCCAUGAUCACCGAGCUAUCCUUUGAGAACACGGAGACCACCAAUGGGAUUGCCAUUCCAAUUGGCGAGAUUUUGAGCCCGCUUGUCAGCCUGGAAAGCAUCCAUUUCGAUGGCUUUUCUCUUAAGUGGUUUCAGGGUGAUGUAGAUCACUUCAAGUUUGAGACGCUCACCGUGCACGUCUGGGUGAAUGGCUUGGAACAGGCCCCGGAUCUUGAUGUUCUCGGUGACUUGCUUCGCGUGCACCAGAUUCGAAUGCUCGUGGUGCAUUACAUCCACGAGGACAUGAUCAAUCCGGUGUCGCGCUCCAUGAACAAACGCUACGUCUCGUGGCGUCUUCUCUUCGACCUCAUGCUGUCCUUCCCUUCUCGCAUCUCGUUAAAGAAGGAGUGAAAGCGUUGUGCACUAGUUGGAGGCGAUUACCCUGCUUCUUUCGUCCCAUGCAAGGUGCCCCUGAAGUGGCUGCGAGGAUGGUUAAGUCAUCAGCCAUCGAAGGAAAGUAUCCUCGGGCUUCAUCAGUGUGGAACACUAUGCUAAGGAGCACCAGAAUGUAGAGAUGUAUUGUGUUGAGACUUUUUAUGAGCAAUCCAUCUGCAUCUUCUCCAA
Messenger RNA from Selaginella moellendorffii, 1497 nucleotides. RefSeq lists its product as uncharacterized. NCBI's taxonomy places the organism in Eukaryota, Viridiplantae, Streptophyta, Lycopodiopsida, Selaginellales, Selaginellaceae. Gene Ontology annotation, molecular function: protein binding. The transcript has 2 exons. The record is from RefSeq and is a predicted model, not a curated record. The coding region runs from base 1 to 1284 and encodes 427 amino acids.